Molecule: messenger RNA, 1191 nt
Organism: Penicillium samsonianum
Lineage: Eukaryota; Fungi; Ascomycota; Eurotiomycetes; Eurotiales; Aspergillaceae
Exons: 5
Coding region: 1-1191 (396 amino acids)
Biological process (GO): transmembrane transport
Cellular component (GO): membrane
Molecular function (GO): transmembrane transporter activity
Source: RefSeq, a predicted model, not a curated record
AUGUCGCCAAAUCACACCAACCCCAAAGAGACCGACGAGAUCCAAGUUGCGUACUCUCACGACGAACAACAUAUGGAGGAUGAUAUCUCUCCGAGGCUCAACUCCAGACUCAAAUGGAAACUGGAUCUCUUCAUAUUGCCAGUUAUCUCGAUUGUCUACUUUUUCGCCCAAAUGGGCAGAUCCGACCUCGCCAACGCCAAAGUUGCCGGACUUUCGGAUGAGUUGUCCUUAUCUCCUCAAGACUACUCUAAUGCUGCAACCGUGCUUUUGGUGGCUUAUGUCGUGUUUCAAUUGCCUGGCACACUCUUGAUUAAGCAGAUAGGUCCAGCUAGGCAGUUUGCAGGUGCGAUGAUCAUUUGGGGAGCAAUUACAAUCGCGACAGUAGCCAUUCACAACAAAGGUGAGCUGCUCGCCUUACGAUUUCUCAUCGGGGCCGCAGAGGCAUUUGUACAAGGGGGCGUAUUCUACCUAUCUUUUUGGUAUCGUUAUCGUGAACUCGCCACACGUGGUGCCAUUUUCUACUCCAUGUCCACGUUGGCAGGGGCCUUCAAUGGACUGAUUGCCUACGGCAUUGAAAAGGACAUGGAUGGGUUGCGCGGUUGGAGAGCGUGGCGCUGGAUAUUUUUGAUUGAGGGGAUAAUGCCUUGUGUGGCCGCAUUCUUUGUGCUAUUUCUUCUCCCAGCCAGUCCGGAAACUCUUCGGUUUGGCUUCACCGAAGAGGAGAAGGCGCUGGCAAUACGUCGCAGCCGCGAGGCACACAACACAUGUGAAGCAAAGUUGGAGAUCAAAAAGGUGCCCCUGGUACUCCUAAGUCUCCAUUUCUGGCUUCUUCUUGGCAUUGCUUGCUGUGGACACUUCUGUGUUGGAUCACUGUCGAACUUUCUUCCUGCCAUUAUCGAGGGCUUUGGCUAUACUGCGGUUGACACCCAACUCUUCACGGUCAUCGUAUACGCUUGUGCAUGCGUUGGCGUAUUAUUCUGGGCUCAAGUGGCCGAUCGGACUAAUGCCCGAGGACUAACUAUGGCAGCAUCGACAGGCGGAGCUAUCGUCGGUUAUGCUCUACUCCUUGGCAUUGAGAACAAUGAAGCUCGAUUUGGUGCCACAUGUCUUGUUGCGUUUUCGGUUUAUCCAAGCGCUGUGCUCCAGCUGUCCUGGGCAGCCAUGAACUUCAUUGGUUAUACACGAAGGUAA